AAAAACAAACGAAAACUAUUCGGAGCGAGAAAAGUCGUCGACGGUGGGUGGGGGGCGCAGGGGAGGAGGAUAUCGAAGAGAGUCCGUGCGAUUUUUUUUAUCGUCGCGUGUUUCGUUAGAUGCGCUUUGGCGAAGUAGUAGCGGUCGACCGUUAUGGAUAAUAAUCCGACAGGAAGCGGCGGAGGUCCUCGGGAUUCCCAGAGAUUCGCGAACCUCGGUUACGGCAUGGGGAUGAUGACCGGCGACGCGACCGGCAACGAACAACUAUACGGUACGCACACCGCUCACGCACCGCAUCCGUCCCAGCCGCCGCAGAGCGGUCGGGGUUUGUCGUCGGCCUCUCUAGCUUCUCUCAACUCCCACGGCGGCGGCGGCGGCGGAGGAGGUGGGGGCGGAGGAGGGGGCGGGGGAGGAGGAGGAGGGAACGGAGGUGGACGAGGAGGUGGCAUGCUGUCGGGAGGAGCGUCCGCGUGCAACAUGCCACGUUCGGCGCACAAGAGAAGCUCCUCGGACAUGUGCUACGACCACCAGGAUUCCAUCGUGGUAACGAAUCGAGGCAUGACCACCUCUCAGGGGGGUCCCGGCGGCGGGGGCGGGGGAGCCGGGGGUAUCAACGUUAUCAACGUCAGUGGUGCGGGUGAUUGUGUACCGGACAAUUUGGACGACACUUUCGCUGCCCUUAGUCAGCAGCCUAAAAAAUCGCCACCCUCCAACGGGAAGAAGACUAAGGGGCGUGUCAAAAUAAAGAUGGAAUACAUCGACAAUAAAUUGCGACGUUACACGACGUUUUCAAAGAGGAAAACCGGAAUCAUGAAAAAGGCGUACGAACUGUCGACGCUGACGGGUACCCAGGUGAUGUUGCUGGUCGCGAGCGAGACGGGUCACGUCUACACGUUCGCCACCAGGAAACUCCAGCCGAUGAUAACGAGCGAGGCGGGCAAGGCGUUGAUCCAGACGUGCCUGAACAGCCCGGACCCGCCGUCCUCCGGUUCGACGGGCGACCAGAGGAUGUCGGCCACCGGUUUCGAGGAGACCGAGUUAACGUACAACAUCGCCGACGAGGAGCAGAAAGACGACGCAGCGUCCCCGAGAUCGGACGUAUGCGGAAACGACAGCGACGUUGAUUCGAGCGACGGUGAAUCCCCCGGGGCUACCAAAGACGCGGGAAAAAAUCACACCGGUAGCAUGUCGUCGUUCUCGUCGGGAAUGAUAUAUCCGAUGUCCCAGAACGUCGUUUACUCUCCCAGUCCGGGGGUGCUUCUCAGUAUCGGACAGAACGGCCAACCGGUGCAAAUACCUCAGGACGCCGGGGUCUCUUCGACCGGAUCGGUUCAGGGUAAUCAACAGCAAUUCAUUACGAUACCGUUGAGCGUCGCGAUGACGGCGGCGGGGCUUUCGGUACCGAUAACAUCCAAGGUGUUGUCGCUGCCAGAUUCUACGUCGUCAUCGUCCCCGCAUUCUGACCUGCCAUCCGACCUCACCAAAGGUCGAAAGUGAAACCCGAUUGUACGAUAUGGUGAAUUGAAACUGAUGGGAUUAUUUACCGAAUAAAGAGAUGAGAUCAACGACUCGUUUCAUACGACGCGUCUGUACCUCGAGAACUUUGCGGAGGAGGAGGAGGAGGAGGAGGAAAAACACCUUGAACUUUCAUCGCUCGUGUCAAAAUAAUAUUUUGAAAUAUAAUUGAAAAUAUAUCAUAUACGUUUCUAACAAAUAUAUACACAUGUAUAUAUCAA
Molecule: messenger RNA, 1736 nt
Organism: Athalia rosae (coleseed sawfly)
Lineage: Eukaryota; Metazoa; Arthropoda; Insecta; Hymenoptera; Athaliidae
Gene: bs
Product: serum response factor
Exons: 5
Coding region: 154-1497 (447 amino acids)
Biological process (GO): positive regulation of transcription by RNA polymerase II
Molecular function (GO): RNA polymerase II cis-regulatory region sequence-specific DNA binding; DNA-binding transcription factor activity, RNA polymerase II-specific; protein dimerization activity
Source: RefSeq, a predicted model, not a curated record